Molecule: messenger RNA, 1197 nt
Organism: Striga hermonthica
Lineage: Eukaryota; Viridiplantae; Streptophyta; Magnoliopsida; Lamiales; Orobanchaceae
Source: the annotation of a GenBank genome assembly
AUGGUGGUUCAGGACUCAGGCUCGUAUUGGAAUUACUCAGAUGAUGACGGUGUUUAUGUAACGGCAAGGAUGAAAAAUGACGAGGCUUCAGAACAAGGAUACGGGCCGAACCAUGCCAGCUCGGAUCUGAGGGAGGUGAGGGAGAGAGAAGGAAUCCCUGAUUUGGAAGAGGAAACUGAAACUGGGAGCGAGGGGUACAGAGAGGAUCUACUGAGAAAGAAAGAGAAGGAUAAAGCAAAACAGAGCUCUAGAGAGCAUCUUAAUGAGAAGCUGUGGUCGCCAAAUCUUAACCCGUCACUUAAAGAUCCGAGGGAGGUUGUAGCUGAAAUUAUGAAGGAAUUUGAGAUGGCUUCUGGUUAUGGAAAAGAUGUGGAAUUAAUGUUAAGAGUAAUUCUCUCACAGAUGCUUCACCUAAUGUUGCCGUUUUCUAAGUUUACGGGUUAUUUACCGAGAUCCUGCUUUGAAGAUGUUGGGGAGGGUGUAGAUGCCACCGUGUAUAGCCUUUCUUCCACGAUGGAUAAGUUGUAUGCUUGGGAGAAAAAGUUAUACGAGGAAGGUGAAGAAAGGCUUCGGGUCAAAUACGAGAAGAAAUACAAGAGGCUUAGGAUCUUGGACGAGGAAGGAGCCGAGCCCUGCAAGAUUUACGCCGCUCAAACUUCUAUAAGAAGACUACGAACAAAGCUCGUUAUCAGAAUGAAAGCAAUUGACGCCAUCUCAAGCACGGUAAACAAGUUGAGGGAUGAAGAAUUGCAACCAAAGGUCGCCGAACUAAUUCACGGGCUGAUCAAAAUGUGGAAGGCAAUGCUCAAAUGCCACCAGAAACAGUAUCAAGCUAUAAUGGAGCUCAAAAUGCGAAAGCACAAACCGAAAACCGGUCUCCAAUCAGAUACAGGCUCCACCGGGCUCGAAAAAGAGCUUCUCGCAUGGUGUCGCCAUUUCGAAAACUGGAUUGGCUUCCAAAAGUUGUACGCAGAAUCUCUAAAUGGUUGGCUCCUAAACUGUCUACAACACGAAACACGAGCGAUUUUUUACAAACCCGACGAUCUUUACUCACCCGGCCAGCUCGGAGCCCCUACGAUUUUCAUUAUUUGCAACGACUGGCAGAAGGCAUUGGGAUGCAUAUCCGAAGGAGGACUUAGCAAAGUCAUUGGGAUGCUAAUUGGAAGAGACGAUGAGGAGGCACAUGAAAACGUGUAA